Messenger RNA from Clonostachys rhizophaga, 858 nucleotides. The record is from the annotation of a GenBank genome assembly. Lineage: Eukaryota; Fungi; Ascomycota; Sordariomycetes; Hypocreales; Bionectriaceae.
AUGGUCCUCACCUACCAGCUCGGAGGCAACUCCUUUUUCCUAGCCGCCUACUCACUUCUACUACUUCCCCAGGUCUUCUUUGGCCUGAAAUACCGAACAUGGGGGUUUUCCUUUGGCAUGUUAUCCGGUCUGAUCCUCGAGGUCAUCGCCUACACGGCGCGUAUCCUCCUCCAUCAGGGUAAAGACCACGCCGUCAUGCAAAUCGUCUGCGUCACAAUCGGUCCCGCCUUCAUUAGCGCCGCCAUCUACCUCUGCCUGGCGCGCAUCAUCGCCGUCUACGGCGAGCACGUCUCCUGGCUGCGACCGCGCACCAUCACCAUCAUCUUCAUGCUCUCCGACUUCUUCGCCCUCGUCCUCCAGGCCGGCGGCGGCGCCCUCACGGUGGGCCAGACCGACCUCGACACGCUCAACACCGCCCUGGCCAUCCUCAAGGCGGGUCUGGGCGUGCACCUCGGCGCGAUUGGCAUCUACGUGCUCCUGUCGUGCCAGGUGGCCUACUCGGUCUAUAAGAACGCGAGCACAUGGAACCCGCAGUUCGCCUCGCUCCAAUCAUCGCCGAGAUUCAAGGCAUUCAUGGGUGGGCUGGCGCUCGCGACGCUCUGCAUCCUCGUCCGGACGGCGUACCGAGUCGCGGAGCUGAGCGAGGGCUUCGACAGCAAGCUGGCGCAGAACGAGACCAUCUUCUUCAUCCUCGAGAGCACGCUUGUGCUCAUCGCGUGCAUCGCGCUGAGCGUCCUCCACCCUGGGGUCGCGUUCGAGGGCCACUGGCCAGACGCGGACUUCCAGCUCAGCGGGAGGAAGAAGGCCGAGUAUGACAACAAGGACGGCGUCGAUCUCAGCUCUUCGGGCACGGUAUAG